AUGACGAUACCUCAGCUAACAAGGACGCUCCGGGCAUUCUCAACUCAACUACGCAGAUCGUUCACAACUACCACCCAUGCACUUGCCGCCAAGCAACCAGUAAGCUCCACCCAUGGCACCGCCACCACCAGAACAAUCCUAGGACGUCCAUCCAACAACUUGUCCACGGGGCUAGUAGGACUAGCAAACGUGGGCAAAUCCACGUUUUUCCAAGCCCUCACCCGGUCAAAGCUAGGCAAUCCAGCAAACUACCCUUAUGCCACCAUCGAGCCUGAAAAAUCACUCGUGCUAGUGCCCCUGGAUAAACUCUUGCACUACCAGAAAAUCUACACCCUGGCCAAAACGAUACCGACAAAUCUCACCAUAUGGGACAUUGCCGGCUUGACGCGUAACUCGAGCUCCGGUGCCGGGCUAGGGAACAAGUUCUUGGGCGAUAUAAGACAAGUAGACGGGAUUUUGCAAAUUGUGCGUGGAUUCGUUGAUGAUGAUAUUAUCCACAUUGAAGACAAUAAAGUUGACCCGGUGCGUGAUUUAGUCAUUGUGACUGAUGAGUUGAUACUCAAGGACUUGGAAAUUAUUGAAAGUGAAGUUGAAAAGACAAAGAAACACAUGAGAAAGCCCGGCCAGAAACAGGUUGGCGAGGAGCAAUUGAAGACGUUGGACAAAUUGAGCGAUUUGCUCUACGAGGGCCAAAAAGUGGUCAAUGGAGAAUGGUCAGCAGAGGAAGCUGAUUUCAUCAAUGGGCUCAACUUGCUAACGGCAAAGCCCACCCUUUACUUGCUCAACGUCAACGAGCAAGACUACGUGCGGCAAGACAACGCCUUCCUUGCGCAAGUUCAAGCUUGGAUAACUGAAAACUGCCCCCAGGAUAAACUCAUGCUCUUUAGCGCGCAACACGAGCGCAAGUUGAACGAGCUCGAAGGGGUUGAGCUUGAAGAGCAUCAAGCCGCGUACCCGCGGGAAUCAGUCAUCCCUCAGGUUGUGGACCAGAUGCGCAAAGUGCUCAACUUGAUUUCAUUCUUCACGUGCGGUCCCCUCGAAGCACGGCAAUGGACGGUGCGCCAGGGCAGCACCGCUCCCGAGGCUGCCGGGAUCAUCCAUUCCGACCUCCAAAAGACAUUCAUCAACGCCAUCGUUUACAAAUGGGACGAUUUGGAGACGUUGCAGGAGUUUGACGAGGCCAAGUUGAAGAGCAAGGGGAAGCAAUAUAGACAGGGCAAGAGUUACGUGGUUGAAGAGGGCGACGUCCUAAUUGUCAAGGCUGCUGGUGGUAAAUCUAGGUAA
Lodderomyces beijingensis is the source of this 1284-nucleotide messenger RNA. The record is from the annotation of a GenBank genome assembly. NCBI's taxonomy places the organism in Eukaryota, Fungi, Ascomycota, Pichiomycetes, Serinales, Debaryomycetaceae.